AUGCAGGGGAAGCGACUUCCUUACCUCGGAAGGCCCACGCAAGGAAGGCCAGCACAGAUAGCAAACUAUUGGACCAGGAGGGUAUUGAUCGACAAUGGUAGUUCCGCAGAUAUCCUCUUUUGGGAAGCUUUCAGCAGAAUGGGAAUUUCUCCCAACCGGCUAUGGCCAGUGCCAAUGCCCCUUAAAGGCUUUACCGGGGAUACCAUCCAGCCAGCUGGUGCAAACGCCCUGUUCGUACUAGUAGGCGUGGCCCCCAAAACCACAUCCCUCAUGGUAGACCUCCUAGUGGUCAAGGCCCCUUCCUCAUACAAUGUGAUACUUGGGAGACCAUCGUUGAACCAAAUGAAGGUUGUCACUUCUACAUACCACCUAAAAGUAAAAUUUCCCACCGCAUGUGGGGUAGGAGAGAUGCGAGGUGAACAGCAGGCCGCGAGGGACGGCUAUACUAGGGAGAUGAAGUCAAAGGUGGUAAUCAUACAAACUCUAGCAUCAAGCCGCAAGCAACUUGCCGAACCAGUGCCACCCGUUCGGACAGGACAAGUGCAGGAGUAG
Molecule: messenger RNA, 552 nt
Organism: Juglans regia (Persian walnut)
Lineage: Eukaryota; Viridiplantae; Streptophyta; Magnoliopsida; Fagales; Juglandaceae
Exons: 2
Coding region: 1-552 (183 amino acids)
Source: RefSeq, a predicted model, not a curated record